AUGGCUGUUACGUCUGGUCAACCAAAACCCAGAAUCUUGGAUCGACCAAGAGAAUCUCCUCUUGGCGCGGCUCAUGUCAUCACUCGGUCACCAGAAGAGCGUCCAGUAGCUUUCCUGGACCUGUCACAGGAUGGUAUCCCUCUUGGUCGAAUAGAGAUUACCCUGUUUCGUGAUCAAGUUCCUUUUACCUGCGACAAUUUUAUGGCCUUGUGCACAGGAGAGAUCAUCGGGAAUGGGCGCUUUCACAAAAAGAAGAUGCAUUACAAGGGCUCGCCUUUUCAUCGCAUCUUGCCGGGAUUCAUUUGCCAAGGUGGGGAUUAUAUCCUCGGGAACGGCAUGGGGGGUGAGUCCAUCUAUGGAAGGAGAUUCCGGGAUGAAGCGUUGGAUUCCCAAUUCACGAAGAGAGGACAGGUAGCGAUGGCGAAUAACGGCGGGAAUGACAACAGUUUUUCAGGAGCUCAAUUCUUCGUCACAUUCGCCGAUGCACCCAGCAUCAACAGCCGUGCCGUCUUAUUUGGCGAGAUUAAUGACACUGAGAGUAUGAAAACUUGUGCGUCAUUUGGCGGUUGA
Messenger RNA from Cantharellus anzutake, 570 nucleotides. RefSeq names its product cyclophilin-like domain-containing protein. Gene Ontology annotation, molecular function: peptidyl-prolyl cis-trans isomerase activity. The transcript has 4 exons. Gene Ontology annotation, biological process: protein folding; protein peptidyl-prolyl isomerization. Lineage: Eukaryota; Fungi; Basidiomycota; Agaricomycetes; Cantharellales; Hydnaceae. The coding region runs from base 1 to 570 and encodes 189 amino acids. The record is from RefSeq and is a predicted model, not a curated record.